AUGCAGGGCGUGCUGGGCCGCACCGCGCUGGAGUCUGUGCUGCGCACGAUGGGCGUGCUGGCGGCCGGGGAGAAGCUGCCCACCGCGCUGCCCGAGGUGGAGGCGCGCUUCAAGGUGCUGUGGGCCGACCAUGGCGAUGACAUCAGCAGGCAGUACGCUGGCACGGGCGCCCUGAAGAGCGGGUUCACGCGCACCGGCAAGCGCACGGUGGGCGGCAUCUCCGACGACGGCGUCAAGUCAGCCGUCAGGUACUACCUCAACAACUUCCACGACGGCCACAAGCAGGACGCCCUGGACCUUAUCAGCGGGGCCUACGCCGUCAAGCCGGACGUGAAGCUCAGGUUCAGGCGGCAGGUGGGGGGGCACAGGGGAUGA
Messenger RNA from Monoraphidium neglectum, 375 nucleotides. Its product is annotated as Phosphatidylinositide phosphatase SAC1. The transcript has 4 exons. The coding region runs from base 1 to 375 and encodes 124 amino acids. The record is from RefSeq and is a predicted model, not a curated record. Gene Ontology annotation, molecular function: phosphatidylinositol-4-phosphate phosphatase activity. Gene Ontology annotation, cellular component: endoplasmic reticulum. Gene Ontology annotation, biological process: phosphatidylinositol dephosphorylation. NCBI's taxonomy places the organism in Eukaryota, Viridiplantae, Chlorophyta, Chlorophyceae, Sphaeropleales, Selenastraceae.